AUGCUCCCAUCUGUUAAGUCACCAACCAUAGAAUUAAUUCAAAUGGAUAAUCAAUGGAUUUCAAUACGAAUAAGAUGAUCAAAACCAGUUUGCGCUCUCGAUCUGCAUAUCGGGCCGUCCCGCGCCUUAUCGCGACAUUUAUAUAAAUAUGAUGAAAAUCUCCAAAACUGUACACACAAGCUCUGCUUGUUGUAGAAGACACAACAAUUUGGGUGGCCAGCGAUUAGCUAAUCGAUAUGGCUACUUUUAAGAAAUUGGCUAUGUUAGCCAUCCUAGUAGGCAGCUGCCAUGCCGGAGGGUGGAACAGUCAUAGUUCCAGUUCAGGAUACAACUACCCUCCUGGAAGCUCGUAUAGCAGUGGACACUUGGCUCCCGCACCAUUGCCUGCUACUUCGAGCUUCUCGCCAAGCAGCUUCCCCGCUGGAUCUCUACCCUCAGCUACAUAUUCCGGCUCGAGCGGAUCCAUAGGAGAUAUUAGCCAUAGUCUGGGAACUAGCAGUCAUGGAUCCAGUGGCUUGGGUAGCAUCGGUACAAGCGGCCUUGGUGGAUCAUCCAUCAUCGGAGGUUCUGGCCUGGGAGGAUCCUCUUACACUGGAUCACUUGGUAGUGGCCAUUUUGGAUCUCUUGGAGGAAGUGGUCUCGGUAGCUCCAUCCCGUCCGGCAUUGGAGGUUCCAUCGGAUCUGGAAUUGGUAGCUCGCUAGGAGCACCACUCGGCGGCUCUUUUAGCGGACCUGCUCUUGACUCUGGAAUUGGCGGUUCAAACUUAGCUGCCCCACUUGCUCCCUCUCUGCCUCUGCCUGCUACUGGAUCUCUUUCAAACGCAGGUGCAGUUGACGGAUCCUCUCCCACCGUUCCAGGCGGUGAGCCUCCACCACCCGGACCUAAGGCUCCAGUUAUCACAAGUAUUCACGGACUGGCUAAUGGCAAUGGCGCCCCGACACGAUACCGUGUCAGAGAGGAACCAUACCAAGUCUUCAGGGAACAAAUCCACCAAGUGCCCCAGCCAGUGCCCGUGCCCGUGCCACAAACUGUACAAGUCCCAGUCCCACAGCCCUACCCCGUGCAAGUACCAGUGUAUAAGGACGUUCCAGUACCCGUUGUAAAAAUCCAGCAAGUCAAGGUUGACAAGCCAGUACCUUACCCAGUCGAAAAGAUUGUCAAAGUACCCGUAGAGAGGGUAGUGCAGGUGCCUGUGGAGCGUCGCGUUCCUAUUGAAAAAAUUGUGAAAGUGCCGGUUAUUAAGCUGGUCAAGGUGCCGUAUCAUGUGGUAAAGAAGUACCCAGUCCCUGUGUUCAAGACCGUGCACCACAAAGCGGUGGAACACCAUCACUCUCACGGCUGGCACGCUACCCCGUCUCAUGCUCAUGCUCACUACGACAUUCAUGAGCAUCACGACAUUCACGACCAUCACGAUCUCCACGACCAUCACGAUCUCCACGACCAUCACGAUCUCCACGACCAUCACGAUCUUCAUGACCAUGACGAUAUCCAUGAUCAUGGGCACGACUUGCACGACCACAGCCUCGGACUCGACCAUGGAAUUGACCACCACCACGGCUGGAACUAAAAUAGAAAAUAUCGAAUUUCAUUUGUUUACAGAGGUCUCUCCAUAGCAUGAAGACUGAAGUUUAAAGAGCCUCAUUUUUUUUAAACAUGUUUUGUAAAUAUUCAUAUCAUUGCAACGUUAGCUCAUCGGGGCUGCACUCUAGGGUGAUAACUAAGUCAUUAAUUAGGAUAAUACAAAGUUUUGUAAAUAUUUAGUAAUAUAAGGGAUAUAUUACUGUAAUACUACAAUUUACCCAAAGA
This is a messenger RNA of Cydia pomonella (codling moth), 1807 nucleotides long. RefSeq names its product ankyrin repeat and KH domain-containing protein mask-like (gene CPG7). Bases 237 to 1568 code for a protein of 443 amino acids. NCBI's taxonomy places the organism in Eukaryota, Metazoa, Arthropoda, Insecta, Lepidoptera, Tortricidae. The record is from RefSeq and is a predicted model, not a curated record. The transcript is spliced from 2 exons.